Messenger RNA from Tachyglossus aculeatus (Australian echidna), 669 nucleotides. RefSeq names its product inhibitor of DNA binding 3, HLH protein (gene ID3). Gene Ontology annotation, cellular component: cytoplasm; nucleus. The coding region runs from base 44 to 418 and encodes 124 amino acids. Gene Ontology annotation, biological process: circadian regulation of gene expression; cell differentiation; negative regulation of transcription by RNA polymerase II. The record is from RefSeq and is a predicted model, not a curated record. The transcript is spliced from 2 exons. NCBI's taxonomy places the organism in Eukaryota, Metazoa, Chordata, Mammalia, Monotremata, Tachyglossidae. Gene Ontology annotation, molecular function: transcription regulator activity; protein dimerization activity.
GAGGGAGAAGGUGGUCGUCGUGCUGUCGCCGGUUCACGGGAGGAUGAAGGCCAUCAGUCCGGUCCGCUCGGUGCGCGGUUGCUACGAGGCCGUCUGCUGCCUGUCGGAGCAGAGCCUGGCCAUCGCCCGGGGAGGCGGCAAGAGGCCGGCGCUGGAGGAGCCGCUGGCCCUGCUCUACGACAUGAACGGCUGCUACUCGCGGCUGCGGGAGCUGGUGCCCGGCAUCCCCCGGGGGACCGCGCUGAGCCAGGUGGAAAUCCUGCAGCACGUCAUCGACUACAUCCUGGACUUACAGGGGGCCUUGGAGGAGACGACGCCGCCGCCACCACCGGGCACGGGACCCCCACUCUCCCUCAAGGCGGCCGACUUGGCUUCCGAGUUGUACCCCGGCGGCGACGAGAGGCGUCUGUGUCCGUGACCCAGGGGUGUCCCCCGCCCCCCGGACGGGCCCCGUAGGGCCGGACAGUGAGGCUGGACCUUCCCGGCCGUUGGGAGCGGAGGGCAGGGAUGGGGGGGCCCGUCCUGGCCGCCCCCCGGGCCCCCUCCCCGUCUCCUGCCUGCUGCGUGUCAGCUGGAGGCGGCAAACGGCUGCUUCCGCGGCGGCGCCAGCCCGUCUGCAGCCCCGGCCGUGACCCGGCCCCUCCCCCGGGUCCCCGCCCCCUCCUCCUU